Molecule: messenger RNA, 441 nt
Organism: Rotaria socialis
Lineage: Eukaryota; Metazoa; Rotifera; Eurotatoria; Philodinida; Philodinidae
Source: the annotation of a GenBank genome assembly
AUGCUAUCGAUUUUUUUACUGUAUUCUCUUAUAACAAUCACUACAUCAAUAACACCAGUACCUGGUACUAUUCAUGUUCAAUUAUUACCAACUAAUCAAGUAGCAAAUGAAGUAUAUAGACCAUCAACAGCUGUUCAUUAUGUAGUCAAUUUUGAAAAUGUUCCUAUUAAUAAUGAUGUUAGUUUUGGUGUUGAAAUUCGUGGUUCGAAUCCAAGAGGUGGGCCUCGUGGUUAUAUAGCAAUGGCAUAUAGUGAAGUUCCAAUUAAAGAAUUUAUAGCAAGAACAAAUAAUUAUCUUGAAUUUAACUUAGUACCAGCGGAAAUUUUUGCUGGUUAUAGCUGGUUUUUACGACCUUUUGUCUUUUUUACAAAUGAAUCCAUGGGUUCAACAAAUAUGAUGAAUUCUGGUGCAUCAAAAAUGUUUACUAUUCUUAAACAAUGA